AUGGAAAUAAAUUCAGAUACAGAAGAAUAUGAAAGUAAGAAAAAGGUGAGAAAAGUAACGACUGUAGCUAAUCUUUUUAAGCAGAUCCAAACAGCAAAGCCAAGGCCGUCACGUGAUACUCCUGUUCCGAUUGAAAACGUCGAAGUAGAAGAGGACUUGGACUCACACGACGAAUCUGAACCCGAAAGGGAAACCCGAAUCGAUGCAGGACGCAAUAGUUCCCAGCUGUUAAAUUCAAUGAUGCAUGAUAAUCUAUCCUCUGGGUCCAUACGGACACCACCGUUGGAACCUCGGAUUUCAGUCGAUGACCCGUUUACACAAGAACCGGACAUACGGCAGCUAGUGCUAUCGCUGCAUAAGAAAGUGGAUGAAAAUACCAGGAAAGUUGAAGAGUCCAAGCUCGCUGGAAACAGAACCGUUGCGCUGCUCUCGCAAAUAAAUGCGAAACUUGAUGUCUUCGCCUCUCAAGUCAACAUUAAACUCGACACCCUUGCUACGCAUAAGCCACAGCAAAUCGAAGUCGAAUGUAUCGGAGCAAUGAGUGCUCCGUUGAAGCCAGUUAGGAACCUCGAUGAGUUGGAGUCACUCGAGAAGAAAUCCAGCAAUGAACAAUUUGUUGUGGGUAUCAUCCGAUAUUUUGGCUCCAUGCAUGGUAAGGCUAAGGAUCGGUACGUUGGAGAAGGUGGAACAGUGUGUCUACAGAUUGUCGAUUAUUUCUUUCAUCGAGAAUUUAUGCUGAGCUGCUCCUGGACCGGAACGACCAGGAAUAAAAGCUGUGAUGAAGUUAUUGUCUCGAAGAUUGCUUUCCAUAAAUUUGAUGGAGUUAUUGCUUUGUUCCAUAAAGUGGUAAUGUUUUCGGAUCCAUCGUACUCACUUGUUGAGUGUCAGAAGUUUCUUCAUCGUUGUUUAAGGAAUGCCAAGCAACGAUUCGAGGAAAUCAAGGGAACAAGAGCUCCAGUGGCAAGAAAGAGACGCAAACGGAAUGGACAUGAUUUUGCUCUGGAUAACGAAGAGGAGAAACACGAUGAAGAGGAAGACCCAUUGGUGGAGUAUGAUGGACUGGAUGGAAUAGACAUUUCUGACAAUAAACCUAUUAUUGUCGAAGAAUAUCUUUUGGAGUGA
Messenger RNA from Ochlerotatus camptorhynchus, 1122 nucleotides. RefSeq lists its product as uncharacterized. The transcript has a single exon. The record is from RefSeq and is a predicted model, not a curated record. Lineage: Eukaryota; Metazoa; Arthropoda; Insecta; Diptera; Culicidae. The coding region runs from base 1 to 1122 and encodes 373 amino acids.